Talaromyces stipitatus ATCC 10500 is the source of this 1757-nucleotide messenger RNA. RefSeq names its product methyltransferase-like protein 1. NCBI's taxonomy places the organism in Eukaryota, Fungi, Ascomycota, Eurotiomycetes, Eurotiales, Trichocomaceae. The record is from RefSeq and is a predicted model, not a curated record. Gene Ontology annotation, biological process: RNA (guanine-N7)-methylation; tRNA methylation. The transcript has 3 exons. Gene Ontology annotation, cellular component: tRNA methyltransferase complex. Bases 248 to 1351 code for a protein of 367 amino acids. Gene Ontology annotation, molecular function: tRNA (guanine(46)-N7)-methyltransferase activity.
AUUACACGCAGGGAUGUUUAAUACUUCGAUCUGAUAUAACUACCUAUACCCAAUUGCAAUUGCAUCGUGUUAUUAGCUUUUCUCACUUCCUUUGGGCCAAGGUCAGCUAUAACCAAUCCAGUCACGGCGAGAAAAAGUUUCAACCAACAAAGUUCGCCGCAACUGCAAUCGACAGAUUGCCCUACAUCCCAAUUGCUUCUACUACAAAGAACCCGAAGCUUCAAUAGAAUUAUAGCACCAUUCAAAAAUGCUUAGCACCAAAAAGAAGACCGUCCGUCGCAAAGACUACCUCGAAGCGCAAAAGUCAGCACAAGCCGAGGGCGCAACUGACUUGCCCAGGAAACGAUAUUAUCGUCAGCGAGCACAUGCAAAUCCUUUUUCUGACUAUGCUCUGGAAUACCCCUUAUCACCAGCUCAUAUGGACUGGGCGUCGCAUUAUCCCGCUUUUGUAGAUCCAGACACUUCAAAAGUCACCCUGUCAGGUACACGAAAACUUGUAAAGGAUGUGGAGGUCGCUGAUAUUGGAUGUGGUUUUGGUGGAUUAUUGAUCGGACUGGCACCAGUACUUCCAGAGACCUUGAUGGUUGGCCUGGAAAUCCGAAAUCAAGUUACAGCAUAUGUCAAAGACCGUGUCGCCGCUCUCCGCAAUCAACAAGCCAGAUUACGCGCAGCUUCCUUCUUAGCCUCAACACCUAAUCCUACAACGGAGGAAACGCCGCUCUUUGAAAACGGAAAGGAUCAAAACCAAGAUCUUCCAGAAGAUGCCCCUGCUCUCCCAGACAGCAAACAAACAGCCAAAACCCUGAUCCCGGGCGGAUAUCAAAACAUCUCCGCCAUCCGCGCAAACACCAUGAAAUUCUUGCCUCGCUUCUUUGCCCACCACCAACUCUCAAAGAUCUUCAUCUGUUUCCCAGACCCGCAUUUCAAAACUCGCAAACAUAGACAGAGAAUCAUCUCCUCGAGUUUGAAUGCAGAGUACGCAUUUGUCCUGAAACCCGGUGGAUUGCUUUAUACCAUUACGGAUGUUGAGGAGUAUCAUUAUUGGGUUUUGAGGCACUUCGGUGUCUAUAACCAUGAUCACCACGACAAGGAAACUACCACAAAUACUACCGAGAUGGAGAAUGCCAAGGUCACAGAAGAAGAUGAGGAAGAAGACGAAGAUGAGAAUUCAGGCGUAGCCCGUGUCAGAGAGUUGUUCGAACGUGUAUCAGAUGAAGAAUUGGCGAAGGAUGAAUGUGUCAGAGUCAUGCGCGAAGAGACUGAAGAAGGGAAAAAGGUCGCGAGGAAUAAUGGGCCUAAAUUUGUGGCUGUUUUUAGGCGGUUACCCGAUCCUGAAUGGUCUACGUUAUGAAGUAAGACUUAUGAGGAUGAAGGGCGCCAGAAAUAUUAGCAACUUCGAACAUAUAAAAGUAUUCAUGAAUCUCCAACUUGACCUAACGCACCCCUAUAAAAACAAAACCGACAAUCUAGAGAUAUAGCAACCAAAUUGCUCGCAUAAAUACAUCAAAUGACCUCUCUCCGCGCUAGAUAUGCACAACAAGAACCUUACCUUCAACACAGCAUACCAACUACGGUUUCUGACAAUAAAGCUUCGGCAAAGCUACGCUUUCAACCGUCUAGCUUCACAUACCUCACAUACCGCGAGCUGUACGGGUCCGCCAAUGAUACGUCCCUUAGCAGUACGUUUCGGUUCGCCUUCUUUCACAAAAAACCGUCCUUCAGGCCCGAAGCCACCGCCGCAUGUAUGACAAACAAAG